AACACUUUUCCUAAACUACUACACCCACCUGUAACACUAUAUAAUCAAUUAUGGAUGCCAGUCGUAAGCGGAAACUCAGUCGCCAGGACCAUUUCAACAACUAUGAGAAGCUUCGACAACGUAUGAAAACCCAACUCAGCUCUGCCCUGAAGGGACAGGCCCUGUCCACUAUCCUAAAUGACAUAGAUGAACUCACUCGAUUGUAUGGAGCUAUCCAGAAUGAUCGAUUGAGAUUGGAUACCAAGAUCCAAUUGGAGGAUUCUGAGGUGUUUAGGGAAGCAUCGGAUGUCGCUGCGAUCAAUGCUAGGAAUAUCCGGCUUGGGGACCUUGGGAUUUCUGUUAAUGAAGAGGACUUUAUGAAUAGUUUGAAAGAAUUUGCUGGAAGAUCAGUACAAGAAGGUAAUUAUGAGGAAGACGAGGAAGAGCCUGAUGAGUAUAGUUUCAAUAAGACAAAUUGGCUUAAAUUAGGGGUGUUGUACCAUCAAGUUAGUAAGAAGCCUAUCCUGAUUGAUUUCCUAAAUGGGCCAUUGGCAACUGAAAGAAGGAGGCCAGUGGUUCGAACACGAAAUCAGGAUGAUACAAAGUCUGCACAUUUAACAACUGCAUCCAAUGUCAAUGCAGAAGAUAUCACCAUCAAUGAAGAGCACAACACGGCAUACAUGGUAAGAAUGGUUUAUCAAACAUAUCUAGAAAAAGGUGUUCCUGAUGAAGGCAUGAAUUUCUUUAAAUUUUUCAUUGAUCCUGAGUCUUUUGGUCAAUCGGUGGAAAAUUUGUUCUAUACCAGUUUUCUUAUCAAGGAUGGCAGGCUAAAGUUGUAUCAACAAGAUGGAAUACCGUAUAUACAGAGAGUAACUCAACAGGAAAUGGAGCAGGAAGAUAAAGCAGUGACACAUCAUCAUAUUGCCCGGUUUAAUUAUCAAGCGUGGGAGUUCUAUAUUGAAAAAUAUGAAAUAGAACUGUCGUUUUUAGGACAUCGUGAUGAAGCUCCUGAAGAUGAAAUACCCGACGAUGAAUUAGACGUAUAGACAGAUGUUGUUGUUAGAACGUUCCCGUUCUAUACACACGAGUUUCUCCUCCUAUGAAUAUGUGCAAGUUCUAUUAGGAUAUAUAUACAAGUUAAAAUUUACGUACAUUAUUAUAUUCAUCAUCACUCAUUUCAAUCCAACCAUCAACAUCCAAAAUCUUAUCCAUGGGCCAUCUAAUAAUAGGCAUUAUUUCAAGACUUGAUUUUAAUUUCAAUUGUUCAAACAAGUUUAUACCGGCAUUACCAAUCAUAAUAGCGUUAUCUGUACAUAAGGACAAAUCGGGGAAAUGGAAAGUCAUGGAUGGAACGUCCAAAUGAUCCAACUUUAAUUCAGUUUCUAAUUUCUUUCGUAAUCGUUUAUUACUGGCGACACCACCAGAACAGAUGAAAUGCUUCACACCGACAAGUUUCCCAUCUGCUCUUGGACCAGUGCCGUGAAUCUUGAAUGCCAUGUUGAUUCUGUUUAUCAUAUGGUCGAAAAUGCGUUCUUGGAUCAUAUAGGCCAACAUUCGUUUCGUCUUGGGGUCGUAUUGUUCGCCUUCGUCUACUUUCCCUUUAUAGUAUGCUUUGUAUUGUUGUACUGAACUCAAGAAUUGGGCAAAUUGAAAAUACAUAUCAUCUUUACUAAAUGCGCCGCUGAACGGGAUAGUUAAUUUGAAAUUAUAGUCAUUGGCCUUUCUUGUGGACAUAUCCAUGCGUUCAAACUCGUCGAUCUCCUCCUGUGGUAUGGCAUCGACGAACUUCUCCAACUCCUUGCCGAGCAUGUUUCCGUGCAUGCCUAGUUCUCGCGCACACUUGUCGAGAGAAUCACCCACGGCGAUUCCGCUCACAUCGAGGAUGAUUUCGUGGUCGGUUAGUGAUUUCAGAAGGAUCACCAUGGUGUGACCCCCGCUGCAUAGUAAACUCAAGAAUGGAUAUUCUGGAGGUCCGAUGUCGGGCUGUUCGGUCUUUGGGAGUUGUGCUGUGAGUAAAUGACCAAGCAUGUGGUGCACCCCGACUAGUGGGACGUCCCAUGCAACAGAUAGUCCCUUGGCGAACUGGAUACUGGAACUUAAAGAGCCAACCAUGCCGGGACCUCGAGUGACACAAAUCAAAUCAGGAGGGUUGGUACUGCUUAUGUUGUGUUUGGCACAUAGGUCCUUAGCGAGUGAAGCCACAUUAGUGUGAUGGAAGUUUAUGGCGGCUGUGGGGACGAUCCCACCCACAUCUGCUGAGUCUAGAGUUUUCUUGAAUUGGUCUAUUACUAGCGGUGGUUUGUCUGGGUGAUAUUUGUCGAGAAGAGCAACACAGGAGUCAUCGCAUGAUGAUUCUAUGGCUAGGACUUUAUACGACCGGAUAUGUUGUAGGGAUCUCGGGCUUUUUCUUAUUAUGUUUCUGCAAAUCAUCAUAUCAUAGUAGGGUGUGAGAUGUGAA
Spathaspora passalidarum NRRL Y-27907 is the source of this 2437-nucleotide messenger RNA. Its product is annotated as Smc5-Smc6 complex subunit. Bases 51 to 1025 code for a protein of 324 amino acids. Gene Ontology annotation, biological process: DNA repair. The transcript has a single exon. The record is from RefSeq and is a predicted model, not a curated record. Gene Ontology annotation, cellular component: Smc5-Smc6 complex; nucleus. Lineage: Eukaryota; Fungi; Ascomycota; Pichiomycetes; Serinales; Debaryomycetaceae.